UUGCCGCAGCAACUAACUCUCGGUUGCGCUGAACCUGCUACCUGAAACGGAAAACCCAGAGUUUCCAUUAACUCAGAGCGAACAAACUCGGGGUUGCCUCAAAACCAGCUACCUGAAACAGGGCUCUGUUGUUUCCUUAGCUGGCUUUACUGGCUAUGAAUGCCGAAGGGUCUUGUAGUUUGAAUACCGAAUUCUCCACAGGAAUCAUACCCAAUACAAACUACAUUUCCCAUCAGUCUAGCGAAGGCGAGCGUCAUCCACGGAGGGGAACCGUGGUUUGUUUUGAAAUCGAAUAUCAGGGUUAUAACGCAGAAACGCAGCCGGAAUGGACUUCCCCGAGGACUUCAACCAGCUGGAGCUUCUGAAGACCCAUGGACACCUGAUCCCCCGCGGGGCCAGCAGCCUCUGGACCGGGGAGGGUGUCGCCGGGGAGGAAGAGGAGGAGGAGGAGGAAGAGGAGGAGGAGGAGGAGACUGAGCAGUGGCUCUGUCAGAAGGAGAAUUCGCUCCAGGACCGCCCUGAGGAGCUCAUGCUCUGGGCAGCGGAGAAGAACCGGCUUUCGACCCUCCGCUCCCUCCUUGCCGCCGACCCGUCGCUGGUACGUUGCCGUGACGCCGACGGCUACACGCCGCUGCACCGCGCGGCGUACGGGGGCCACGUGGAGGCCGCCGCCGCCCUGCUGGCCGCGGGGGCAGAGGUGGAAGGCCGCACGGCCGACGGCUGGACGCCGCUGCACAGCGCCUGCCGCUGGGGCUGCGUCGCCGUGGCAACCCUGCUGCUCCGGGGCGCGGGCGCCGACGUCAACGCGCGCACGGCGGGGGGGCUGACCCCGCUGCACCUGGCGGCCGCCCACGUCAGCCAGCCCCCCGUGGACUCGGCCCGCACGCUGGAGCUGCUGCUGGCCCAGCGCCGCCUGCGGCCGGAGCUCCGCAGCGGCAACGGGGAGACGGCCGCCCAGAUGGCGCGGCGCAGCGGGCCCCACUACUUCCUGUUCGAGAUGGCGGAGGAUUGCGUGAACGUGGCCGCGCCACCUUCCCUUCGCCCCACCCCCGCCCUGCUGAACUAGAGCGGACCUCAUUCGCACUCUAAAAGAACUCUGCUAGUGGGCCGCACACGCACACGCACAGAUAUACAGACACAAACUGAAGGGCACAUUUGUGAAAUGUUUGGGAGACAAAUGUCUGAUGGUUCACUUCUAGGUGGAGUGUUGAGUCUACUGUGUUGUGACGUUAUGUAUAUUAUCUGUGUUAUGUGUGGAAUGGACACCAGAUCUCCUUCGUAACAGUUAACUGAUGCUAUAUCUUCACAUAAAUAAAGCUUGGUCUAAUUAUGUAUUCUUUUUACAAUUAAGACAAAUGGAAAUCUGUGGAAUAAAUAGGGAAACAAUUACUCUAAGUAGCAAACAGUCAUAAGCCAACGAAGAAACAAAAAAUCAUGGCCUGCCUACAGUGUUGGAUGGGGGUUGAGUUUUGGGACCAGGAGCGAUUUUUGUGUGAAAUCUUUAUUCUGGUCUUGUAAUCCAGCUCUCCCAGGCAGGGUUUAUGGUAUCAUUUCUAUCCGUGGCAUUUGGACAUUUUAAUUUAUAAAAUAAAUAUGAGAAAUGUUUUCUCUCUUCCUUUCAAAGUCUAAUAUUGCCUUACAAAUCUGCUACUAGAUUUUGAGUUAAAGGGGUUUCAGAUAUUCACUUUUCAAGAGAAAGGACUAAUCCUCAGUGGGAGGUCACCUUGUAUACCCAGCAAGAUUUCUGUACUCAACAGAGUUCAGAUGCCAUCAUUAUGUUGAAUCCACUGUCUGCCUCCUACACAUGUAUCUGCCCUACCAGCCAUGCUUGUGCAUUAGGUAAACCGCUACUUCCUUUGAGCUGUUCUCUGAAACAGUGACCAGGGCAAAUUAUUAAUAUAUUGCCCUAACCUUUGGCUAAUUUCAAUGGCUUCAUAUAAAAGUUAAAUAAUUGCUUUCAGAAAUUAGAGACAUUUAUAAAUAUGAACUACUCAACCAUCUUUUCUGCAGGACAAAUUAUUUUAUUAUUCACUGCGAUGCCAUACCUCACUGUUUUUCCUCUCAGCCGGCAGUAAUUGGGGAUCAUGGGGAAACAUAAUUUUCCCAACAUCAUUGAACAUUUAUACAAGCAUUUCAAGCAUUUAUACAAGGAUUUCCUACCCUCUGGAUCUAUACUGGCAAAGUUCUGCUAAGUUGCGCAUUUGGAAUUUUUUUGAAAAACAACUGAAAACAUCUGUUCACAAAAGCCCAUGGUCUCUGGUCUAUGUCUGCCAACUUUGGCAAUCUUUUCAUAGUUAUUUUCUGUUCCUGUAUUAAUUUGUUUGUUUUCAUUCUGCAGCGUAGAAGCAGUGCCACUUGACAAUGGAAUAGCUCUGAACUGCUGCUACACCAGUCCAGGAAAUCCACUCACAUGAGAAGGUGUAUGUAAAUUAUUUUGACGGGGGUGAUUUUCUAUGUCGUUUUAACACCUAUAAGUGCCGUAUAGUCCCAUCGCUGCAAUACGGUCUUGUAGGAAAUGAUAUAAUAGUAAUUAUAUCCUUCACUACCUCCCUUCUUUUCCCUGGUGCUGUCUAUCGCCUUCUGCAAGUAAUGAACCGAUGUAUCUGUUUGUUCAGACAAUUUCAGACUUCAAAGGUCAGAGUGUGCGUGAGUGCAUGUACAUGCGUGUACACACAGAAGAGACGAAGAAUGAAAUCUCUUCCAACCAGAAAGAAUUGAUGAUUAAUUGAACAUUGAAUCAGAGAGUGGUGUGGGGAGCUGAGAGGGGGGGAUGAUGAGAGCCUGCCUCGCUACAGUACAGGUCAUUCUCUACAGUCAUUGUAUAAAACCCGGCCCACGUCAGAUAAACGGUUGUGACGGCCCGAGCCAGGCCCUGGUCUGCUGGGAGAUCAGGCUGAAUGAUAGUGGGUCAAGAAACUUUCGUUGGAACAAAUAAAACAUUGGCUCCCAAGCUACUGAUGAAAAAAGUGUGGGCGAAAAAAGAGGCCUAUAUACCCCACUGUAAAUAAAUCCUCAAGAUUGAUUAAUCAAGAGAUAAAAGGCAUGUAUGACGAUGUUAAAGAAGACAUAUUCCUGGUUUAAAACAAAAGACCAACGAUUUGGGGCUCACUACCCCUUUAAUUAGUUUGGAAUGAAGCCUUGUUUAAGUCUUACGGCCAUUACAGGGGUGGUCUUUCAAUGCGUUGGUCGACUUGAAAUCAGAACGAGACUGUUUGGUAGACACAGUGGGGGGAGGGUGUGAGUUCAUCACUGGUUACGAAUGAGACCUACAUAACACAUUGUCUUAUAAAGUUUUACUCCUG
Molecule: messenger RNA, 3302 nt
Organism: Gadus morhua (Atlantic cod)
Lineage: Eukaryota; Metazoa; Chordata; Actinopteri; Gadiformes; Gadidae
Gene: ankrd49
Product: ankyrin repeat domain 49
Exons: 3
Coding region: 326-1066 (246 amino acids)
Biological process (GO): regulation of transcription by RNA polymerase II
Cellular component (GO): nucleus
Molecular function (GO): RNA polymerase II-specific DNA-binding transcription factor binding
Source: RefSeq, a predicted model, not a curated record